Acanthochromis polyacanthus (spiny chromis) is the source of this 3411-nucleotide messenger RNA. It is a transcript of the gene rasgrp3, whose product is annotated as RAS guanyl releasing protein 3 (calcium and DAG-regulated). The transcript has 17 exons. Bases 415 to 2532 code for a protein of 705 amino acids. The record is from RefSeq and is a predicted model, not a curated record. Gene Ontology annotation, molecular function: guanyl-nucleotide exchange factor activity; calcium ion binding. Gene Ontology annotation, cellular component: plasma membrane. NCBI's taxonomy places the organism in Eukaryota, Metazoa, Chordata, Actinopteri, Pomacentridae. Gene Ontology annotation, biological process: Ras protein signal transduction; positive regulation of GTPase activity.
AAAGAAUAGAAGGAAGUCUAGUGGCCAUUUAGACAAACAAACUCACACACUGGGAUCAGCACUGGCUGAGUAUACAGCACUGUUGUAUGGGGCCGAGACAGACAAAGGGCUUCAGAAAGAUAGAGCAGCCAUCUGAGGAAAAGGCUGGGAGAUACUUUCAGGCAGCACGGAUGGCUGGAGAGCUAUGCAGGAUUUAGCAGUCUGUCGGACCGUGGUGGAUUUGGGUUUUGAUGCGGAUGUGACAUUACAAACUGCUGGAUCUAUUCAUGGACAACUUUAAAAGACAGAUUCAUGAGCUGUGCUGGUAGAUGCUGAAUGCUGGAAGAUUGAAAGUCUCAGAUGAGGAAAAACCCUGAUUGAUCCAGAGCCGUGAGCAGAAAGUGCUGACCUCUGUCCUCCCUCCAGCUUGGCAUCAUGGGAUCUUCCACACUGGGGAAGGCAGCGUCCCUUGAUACUCUCUUAAAUGAAUGCAUUCAUGCAUUUGAUGACAGUGGGGAGCUGCAGGCCAACCUGCUUCCUCGCAGCCUGCUGCUGAUGCAUCGCUGGUAUGUUACAUCCUCUGAACUGGCAGGAAAACUACUGAUGAUAUAUCGGGACUGCAAAGGCGACAACUGCCAGAGAACCAGGCUGAAGAUUUGCUAUUUAAUGAGGUACUGGAUAGUGACAUUUCCUGCAGAGUUCAACCUGGACUUGGGUCUGAUCAGAAUAACAGAAGAGUUCAGAGACGUGGCGGCUCAGCUUGGCUGUGAGGAGCAUUUUAAACUCAUCGACAUCUCCACCAUUCCGUCAUAUGACUGGAUGCGGAAGUUGACCCAACGGAAAAAGCAGGCCAAGAAAGGCAAGGCAUCCCUGUUGUUUGACCACCUGGAGCCCAUGGAGCUGGCUGAGCAUCUCACCUUCCUUGAGUUCAAGUCCAUCCGGAGGAUAUCGUUCACUGAUUACCAGAGCUAUGUGAUCCACGGCUGCCUUGUGGACAAUCCGACUCUGGAGCGCUCCAUCGCUCUGUUCAAUGGAGUCUCUCAGUGGGUCCAGCUGAUGGUGCUCAGCAAGCUCACACCUCAGAACCGUGCAGAGGUCAUCACCAAAUACAUCCAUGUGGCUCAGAAACUCCUGCACCUGCAGAACUUCAACACUUUGAUGGCGGUGGUGGGGGGUCUGAGUCACAGCUCCAUCUCUCGACUAAAGGAGACUCACUCAUAUCUGGCUCCUGAAGUUGUGAAGAUCUGGAACGAGAUGACAGAGCUGGUUUCUUCCAACAACAACUACUCCUGCUACCGAAAAGCCUUCAAUGAGUGCCAUGGUUUUAAAAUUCCAAUACUAGGCGUGCACCUAAAGGACCUGAUCGCAGUGCAUGUGGUGUUUCCUGACUUUGUUGGAGACAGUAAUAAGGUGAACCUUGUGAAGAUGCAUCAGCUUUACAUGACCUUCAAUGAGCUGGUGUCGUUGCAGAGUGCAGUGGCCCAAGUGGAGCCCAACAUGGACCUCAUCUACCUGCUCACGCUUUCUUUAGACCUUUAUUACACAGAGGAUGAGAUCUACGAGCUGUCAUUGCUAAGAGAACCACGUAACCACAAAUCUAUGCCUACAUCUCCAACGACUCCAAACAAGCCUCUGGCACCGCUGGACUGGGCCUCUGGUGUCACCACUAAACCAGACCCCUCUGUGGUCAAUAAACACAUCAGGAAGGUGGUGGAUUCUGUGUUUAGGAAUUACGACCAUGACCAUGAUGGCUACAUUUCUCAAGAGGACUUUGAGAGCAUUGCUGCCAACUUCCCCUUACUGGACUCCUUCUGCGUUUUGGACAAAGAUCAAGAUGGAUUGAUCAGUAAGGAUGAGAUGAUUGCGUAUUUCCUUCGGGCGAACCCUCUGCUCCAGUGUAAGAUGGGACCAGGAUUCAUCCAUAACUUCCAGGAGAUGACGUACCUGAAGCCCACCUUCUGCGAACAUUGUGCUGGAUUUCUCUGGGGAAUCAUCAAGCAAGGCUACAAGUGCAAAGACUGCGGUGUUAACUGUCAUAAACAAUGCCGGGAGCUGCUGGUUCUGGCCUGUAGGAAGCUGAUUCGCUCUGGCUCUCUGGGCAGCGUUUCUCCAGCCAGACUGACCCACAGCUCACUGCCCAGCAGCCCUGCAUUGCCUACAUGCAAAGAUGAGGACGAGGUGUUUGAGUUCCCAACAGUCACAUCAGCAGGUCAACCUCUGGACUCUCAGUCCAUCACCCUGAUGACCGGCUCAGCCCAGAGAAUCUCUGUUCGUCUGCAGAGAGCCACCACCAGCCAGGCCACUCAGACCGAGCCUCUGUGGCCCGAACAUAGCUGGGGGGUCACAGACAGUGGCUCCCACACCUUCCCCAAAAUGAAAUACAGGACUCACAGGAAGAUGUCUAAAAAUAAAGGUUUUGCCCGCUGGGAGAACCAGAAUGAUGGGCAGCAUCAGGCUGUUUCCUCCUUGUGCAAUGCGGACGCCCAGGAGAAGCCAGAUAUCUCAGGAGAGCACGUACAGAACGGAGUCACACGCAGAGGAAAGGACAGCUGACUUGGUUAUGGUGGUGAGGGCCAGUCCUGGAGGUCCAGGAAGCCUGUGGCGACUGGGACCAGAAAGCUGCUCUCACUUGGGGUGGUGCUGGGCUGCCUGAGGUCUCCUUUUCAGGACCUGGAGUUAUCGUGUCCUCUCCCGACUUCAGCACAGAGGGAGCUACGUGGGCAGCUCAGUGGAUAAUGGCCAAACACCCAGGAUGACACCUCCAUCCUGGGAUCACUGGGGAUUACUUUGUUUUUUCCCCAGAUGUACAUAACACCAGUACUUGAAAAAGUCAGGAGACACAAGAUAUUUCAAAAGUGUUGAGUGGGUACAGAUGGUGGAUCAGUGCUCAAAUGCUAGCUUUUAAGUCCAGCUCAAGAAGAGUGUGACAAAGUAAAAGCAGACAGAAACCAUCUCCUGCUCGAUCUGAAAAACAGAAAAGCGUGGUCUUAAAUCUUGAUGGAUAUGUUGUGUAGAUACUUGAAUGUGAAGUCACAAAUAAAGGGAAAGCCAAACUGAAAGUGAACUGCUGCCAUACAGAAUGUCAGGGAUGGGAGACUGAAGAACUUUUUAACAAAAUUUCUGAAUGUUUAUUACUUACUUUUUGAAAAAUUAUUUAUUCCUACAGUGUACAAACUUGACAGCUGCAGUGUGGCCAACCCUGCCUUUGUCUUUCAAGACAAAAAUGAGCUAUUCAUGAAUUUCACAGCAGAGAAAGCAGCACCCAAAUAACAUCUCCUCAGCAAGGAAUUUGACUUCCCCGGCCUGACACUAGCAUGAGGAAAAAUGAAGCAUUGUCAUUUAUAUUUUUACAAAGCUGUACAUCAUGAAAUAUGGAAGAUUUCAAUGUUGAAUAAAAAUAUGGCAAACAAAAAUAAAGUGAAAUAUAAGAUA